Schizophyllum commune H4-8 is the source of this 405-nucleotide messenger RNA. RefSeq lists its product as uncharacterized. The coding region runs from base 1 to 405 and encodes 134 amino acids. Lineage: Eukaryota; Fungi; Basidiomycota; Agaricomycetes; Agaricales; Schizophyllaceae. The record is from RefSeq and is a predicted model, not a curated record. The transcript is spliced from 2 exons.
AUGUCCGCCCUCUCAGACUCUGGCAGCUACGAGGACCCGACGGCAUACGAGGUUCGGCUGCGCAAAUAUUCCCAGGAGAUUGCCGAGCACACGAUACGCCAAUGGAACGUUAUGCGCGCGAAGCAGGAGCAGCUAGACGCCGAUACGACAGAGCUAGAGAAGAAGAUGGCGAGGACGAAGCUAUCGUCGGAGAGCGCGCAGUCUCCUCAACGACGCGGCCGGAGCGACGCAGAAGACGGCCAACAGGGUCAGGCGUCUGGGAAAGGGCAUCGCGCUCACUACGGAGAAAGCUCUGAGCAGUCACGGAAUAAGUCGCAGUCGGGGCAGCAGAAGAGUGAGUCCUACCUUUGUUUUCUGCACCGCCGCCGUACUUAUCGACCACCUGAGCAGUCCGACGCUUCAUAA